Messenger RNA from Phaeoacremonium minimum UCRPA7, 816 nucleotides. RefSeq names its product putative btb poz-like protein. The transcript is spliced from 2 exons. NCBI's taxonomy places the organism in Eukaryota, Fungi, Ascomycota, Sordariomycetes, Togniniales, Togniniaceae. The record is from RefSeq and is a predicted model, not a curated record. Bases 1 to 816 code for a protein of 271 amino acids.
AUGGAGCCUUAUGGCCAUUAUACGAGAGCGGAGGGGAUUGAGCAUACUAUCGACCUCCCUGAAGACGACCCCGACAUCGUGGACCGCUUCUUCCAGUUUCUCUAUGCCGGUAAUUACUCCGAUGGAGAGUAUUUCCAUGGUUUGCCGUCAAAGGAGGCCAUGAUGAGCCUUGGAGUGGUUUCAGAGAGGCUCGAAGAAACGCUGGGUCCCGAUCAAUACAUCAACCUAGAAGCCCCCAUUACAACAACCCGCCAAGGCGACGAUGAGGGCGACGAUGAAGACGACGAGGAGGGAGAUGGAGAUUAUACGCCAGACAGCCAGGGUGCAAAUAUGGGCGAACAAGACAUUGAUCAAGAACCUCUGGAAUACCACUCAGAGGCGUCGGACUACACAGACCCCGACGAAUUAUACGACCCAGACUUGCUGAAGGAUGAGACAUUGAAUAAGGACAAGCUCCCUCCUUGGAUCGGGAACUAUCAAAUGGAAUACCCAGUCACGAGCAUCAUCGUAUCGCUCCGGGUUUACGUCAUGGCCGACAAGUACGACGUUCCAGCACUCAAGCUUUUGGCCAAGGAGCGCUUUGUGCGGACUGUAGAGAAUUUCUGGCUGACAUAUGCCGACUUCCCAGCUGUGGUCGAUGAGCUAUUCGCGUCCACGAUGCCGAAUGAUCCCCUCCAAAUCUUCGUCUGCGAGCUGGUGGUCUGCCAGUACCAUGUCGACUCAGAUGUCCGGGCCAGAAUGAAGCCAGUCAUGGAGAGACAUUCCGGGUUUGCUGUUGGUGUCCUUGAGAAGAUGGUUGCUCUUACCCAGAUGUAG